ACUAUAGAUCUAAACAAUCUAAAAUACAGAUUGUUAGAGGGCAGCAUCCAUGGUCUGAUGAACUGGAUGGCAUUAGCACAUAUCAGAUGAUCAGUCACAUCAUGAGAGAGUGGUCAGGUUUUAGUAAAAUCUGUGUGAUUGCGGCUCUGACUACUGUUGCUGUCACGGCUGUUGCUGUGGUGGUAAUGUCCAAGAAAAAGAAAAAAGAGUAUGAGCUAGUAGGUCAUGUGUCUGCUCUCUAUUGCUACCCUGUCAAGUCCUGUUCUGGCAUUACCAACAAGAUUGCCUUUUGUACAUACUCUGGUCUGCGAAUGUCAAAUGUUCUAGACAGACAUUUUCUAAUUACUCGUGCUGAUGGUACAUUUGUAACCCAACGUCAAGUGCCAAAGUUGGCAGGUGUGAAGACAUCUAUUGUAGGCCAAGAGUUGCAGCUUGACUAUGAGGGAAAAGAAUAUAUUAGAACUCCAUUGUAUCCAAAAUUCAGUAAAGACUUUAUUGUACCUGUCAGAAUCUGGAAGCAUAAUGUUGAGGCUCAGUUUUGUGGUCAGGAUGUAAGUAAUUGGUUAAGUUCUGCUCUUGAGGAGGACUUACAACUUGUUGUCUAUGUACCAGGAGUGACACAAAGACUUAGCACUACGAAGAAUGCCAUUGAUAAAGAUAAGGUGUCCUUUCCUGAUGAGAGUCCUUAUCAUAUAAUAACAGAAGAAUCAUUACAUGAUCUCAAUUUAAGAAUACCAUCCUCUGAAAAUGGGGAGAUCACCACACAAAACUUCCGUCCCAACAUUGUUAUUAAAGGAGUGAAAUCAGCUUGGGAUGAAGAUAACUGGGUCAGUUUGAAAAUUGGCAAUAAGCUUGAAAUGAGAGUGCUGGCCCCCUGUGAUAGGUGUGUCAUGACCACCGUUGACCCUGAAGAAUGUAAAAGACGAAAUGAUGAAGAGCCACUUAAAACUUUACGAAGCUUUCGACUAUUCCCAGAAGUCAACAAAACUGCUCCUUUGUUUGGAAUUUUUACAGGAGUUACUGUAGAAAAUACUAUCAGGGUUGAGGAUCCAGUUUAUGCUCUGCGUAAAUAAGGCGCUAAAAUAGUAUUGCUUUUGUAAGCAUUUUUUAACAUAAUAGUUGUACAGCUUCUAUUUCAACUUUAGAAAAUUACAUUCUAUUUGUAUGUCCAAUGCAAGGAUCCCACAGAAAGUAUCAAGAUAUUGAAGGAACAAAAACUGUACAUGAUUCAAAGGACUUCUUGUUUUAAUUAGAAAACAGUUUUAGUGUUGAAACAUUUGUCAGCUGCCUUAUAUAACAUGCUUGCCACAAGAUUUCCAUUUUAUAUUCUUUGGACUGCUGUAGUUUUUGGCUUUCAAAUUGUUAUGUAACAUUUUUUUUUGUACUACUUUUAUUUUUCUAUGCAUUUUAAAAUAUUUUUGUGAUAGUUUUUGUUGUUGACAAAUCAUUCAAUCAUAGAAUGGCUAAAGUAUAACUGUGUGAAUGAAAUGUACAUCCCUCCAAUGUUUUGUAAAAUGUUUUUGUAAAAUGUUUUACAUGCUUGGGAUGUUCCUUCAGAGUUGAAGAUAGUUUACUUCCUAGUCCACACCUCCCACAGGACGACGGAGGAUGGGAGCGGGCAGGGUUUGAACCCGGGACCAUCGAUAAAUCCAAACGACAGUCCAGCGCGCAAACCACUUGACCAGGCAACCAUCCGAGUCUUGUCCAACAUGGUGGAUGAUGUCUUUUUGUGUGUGUCUAAUUUUGUUUUACUAGUGAUUACUUAUGAACUAGUAUUUUCUAGACAUGUACCAAUUAAUUGCUUUUUAAACUUGGCUAUAUUCUGAGAGCAGCUCAAAAGUUAUUUUUUUCUUGCUUUCUAUUUUGUAACAAAUGUUCAUGCUGAAACUUAUUAUGUCCCCUGUAUAAUAACCUUUUUACCUUUUCAGUACAUUGGGUUUCCCCAAACAUUCCUAAUGUUUCAAAGUUUUCUGGUAGUUCAUGGGUACUAGUGCUACUGGGUGAUAAAUGUGUGAUCUAUUUAGUUCUUUUGUUGCUAACUCAACUGAAACUCAAAACACUGAAAUACUCAACAUUGUAAUUUGCCUGACACCAGGAUUAAAUUCUUUUCUCAUCUGCAUUAAAAAUGAAGCAAUACACAAUUAGAUAUAAUUUUUUUGUGUGUAGCUUUCCCACAAUGCAUCAUCCCAAACUAGAAACUGUUCUUCCAAUGUCACACUUGGAAGGCUUCUGGUUUAAAGUUUGUCCAUCAUCAUAUUUGCUCAUUUUAUCAAGCAUUUCUAAACAAAAGCAUUUAAUUCUACUUUUUAAAAUGAUUUGACUAGAGAGAGUCUACUUCAUUCCCUUUAGUUCACUAUAGUUUAGACUUGACUACACUGCACUAUAUUAAAUAAUUUUAGUAAAAACUUCUAGUACCAAGAAAUACGCUCUUUCUAAGGGGAAUAACUUUAAAUGCACCUUAUUGACAAUAUAAACUUCACAAUAUUAACAAGUACUUUUCUAUAUAACACAAUGAAUUAUUUAUUGAAUAUUCAUUGUUUGUUUAUAAAAUAAUCUUUUAACAACUAGACAUUAUCACUGCAGUAUAAAAUGUUGCAACUAUUCUUAGGGCUUGUUUAAACCCAUACAUUACAAUAUGCAAUGUAUUGGUACCAUUCUUAAUAACAUACAAACCGCUUCCUAUUGACACCAUACAAUAGCCGACCUUUCUAACAGUUUCUAUACUUGCAAUAUCAAUAGACUUUGUUUACUUUUAAGAAGUUAUUUCUGGUCUUUCAGAAUGAUAAAACAAAACAUUUUCUUUAGACCUGCUAUUGUUCAAAUAUUAAUCUUUUUGAAACAAAAAUAAAAGCUUUGUGUAUAUUCCAGCUAUUUAUAAUAUACACUUGUUUACUGACAACUUUGUCAUUUUGAUGACAUUGCUAUGUCUAUAUAUUGAGCUUCAUUUUGUCCUUCUCUUAUUAUGUCAACCUAUUGAACUUCAGUUAGUCAUUAUCUCAGACGUUGGUUAUGUCAAGUCAAAGUCUAGUAAAAGAACAAAUAAGCACUUCUUAAAUUAUAACAAUUAAGCUAAUGACAUUAAUUAGUUUGAAGGCUAGAACUGAAACCAAUGAGUUCUCACCAAGUGAUGUGGUGAAUGCAGGUCCAGUUAACUUUACUGAUUUGAAAGAUUCUUUUGAGACUCUGGAGAGUCCUGUCUCAUGUAAGACAUUUUGGUUUCCAUAUCAGAGGUCCAUGGUUCAAGUCCUGGUUGGGGCUUGCCUUUUUUUUUUUUUUAAACAUAUUAUUUCUUUUUUGUUUUCAAUACUGCUGUUAUAAUGUUACAUUGUUUCUUGAUUACUUAAAUCAACAUAUUGAAAGCAAAAAUUAUUUUUUAUGUUUUAGAGAAAUCAAAACAUUUGAAGAAAAUUUUGAUUGCUUUGUUACUUAAAUACCAAAAAUUGUUGCUGUUUAUCAUAUACAUAUGAUGUUCCUAUUUAGAAUAAAUCUUACAAGAUUGUUAUUUACUGAUACAUUUUUUUUUUUGUAGUUUUAUUUUUUCCAGUUUUCUAUAUAAACAGUUUCAGUAUUAUUCCUGAGUAUUAAAAUGACAAAUUCUCUGCCAUAUUUGUGGCUGUACACAAGUAUCAUUUAGUUGUUUUUUUAUCCUGUUGAAUACAAGUCAGUGAUAUUCUGGA
This is a messenger RNA of Biomphalaria glabrata, 3677 nucleotides long. RefSeq names its product mitochondrial amidoxime reducing component 2-like. Lineage: Eukaryota; Metazoa; Mollusca; Gastropoda; Planorbidae. The transcript has 9 exons. Gene Ontology annotation, molecular function: pyridoxal phosphate binding; catalytic activity; molybdenum ion binding. The coding region runs from base 87 to 1073 and encodes 328 amino acids. The record is from RefSeq and is a predicted model, not a curated record.